AUAAAAAAAUCAUCGUCAUCAACGUUAACUCUGUUCACUACUUAUUUCCGUAGAUUCAGUCCCAAUUCACAGACAGAGCUUCAAAAAUCAAGACAAUGGAAGUUCAAAUUCUCACCAAAGAAAUCAUUAAACCUUCUUCUCCAACCCCUUCCGAUCUUCGCCGUUUCAACAUCUCUCUUCUCGACCAGCUCGCCACCGCCGGUUACGUCCCUGUCAUUCUCUUCUUCGCCAACGCCGACGGAGCGCCGCCUUUCGAGGAAAGAUCCGCCCGCCUGAAGAAGUCACUGACGGAGACUUUGACUCAAUUUUAUCCACUCGCCGGCCGCCCCAGAGAGAAUAGCCACAUCGAAUGUAACGACGACGGCGCUGAGUAUGUUGAAGCUCGAGCCAAUUGUGUUCUCUCCGAUUUUCUAAAGGAUCCGACGCCGGAGCUGCUCACCCAUUUUCUUCCGAUUAAGACUGAAGCUCCCGAGGCCGCCGACGGCGGACGCAUGUUUUUAGUUCAGGUGACGUUAUUUGAAUGUGGAGGAAUGGCGAUGGGCAUAAGCUUCUCCCACAAACUAGUCGACGCAUCCUCCAUAAGCGUAAUCUUAAAAAGCUGGUCUGCGGCGGUGCGUGGUUCCAACACGGCGGCGGCCGCGUUUCUUCAAGCAUCUCUAGUACCGCCGCCGGAGGGAAUCCCAAUCGCCGUCCCUCCAGCAGACUUAGGAGGCAAAGUCAAAUGCAAAUCCCGAAGAUUAGUCUUCAACGCCCAAAAAAUCGCCGAUCUAAAAUCCAACGCCGCGAGUGAAACCGUACCAAACCCAACGCGCGUGGAGGCCGUAACGGCUCUCAUUUGGAAAUGCGUAAUGAAAGCAGCAACUCAGAAAACGACGUCGUUUUCAAAUCCCCCAAAUCUCACCGUCAUGUCCCAAACCGUAAAUUUACGCAAAAGACUAACCCCACCGUCGCCGGAAUAUUCGAUCGGAAACCUCGUCGGAAACUUCGUCACGAACCCAAUUCCGCCGGGGGAAAAAGACCUGAAGGGACUCGUAGAAUUAUUGAGAGAUGGAAUUAGAGAAUUUAAUAAAAAUGGGAUUAAUAGAUAUGAAGGGAAUGAUUGUUUUAUGAAGAUAAUGGAGGGGCUCCAACAAUCUGGGAGUUUGUUUAUGAGAGAUGACGUGGCGUUUUAUAUUAGUAGUAGUUGGAGCCGGUUCGGUUUGUACGAGCUGGAUUUUGGGUGGGGAAAACCGGUUUGGGUCAGCAUUGGGAGUAAUAUGUUUUUGAAUUUUGUGGUGCUUAUGGACACUAAAGAUGGGGAGGGAAUUGAAGGUUGGGUUACUUUGAAAGAAGAUGAAAUGGCAUCUUUUGAACAUGAUAAUGAGUUGCUUGCUUUUGCUUCCAAAAACCCUAGUAUCCUAAUUUAAUGUAAUUAUGGAUAUGUUUCACUUUUGUUGUACUUUUAAUAAAUCUAAAUGCAAUUUGAUUGUGUUAGAAAUGAUUGUAAUGAUGUCAUCCAUGGUGUUUAUGACAAGUUUAGUGGGAGCCAAAUGGA
Messenger RNA from Benincasa hispida (wax gourd), 1534 nucleotides. RefSeq names its product BAHD acyltransferase At5g47980-like. The record is from RefSeq and is a predicted model, not a curated record. Lineage: Eukaryota; Viridiplantae; Streptophyta; Magnoliopsida; Cucurbitales; Cucurbitaceae.